Lolium rigidum is the source of this 885-nucleotide messenger RNA. Its product is annotated as BURP domain-containing protein 4-like. The coding region runs from base 1 to 885 and encodes 294 amino acids. The record is from RefSeq and is a predicted model, not a curated record. The transcript is spliced from 3 exons. NCBI's taxonomy places the organism in Eukaryota, Viridiplantae, Streptophyta, Magnoliopsida, Poales, Poaceae.
AUGGCAACGACAAUUCUCUUUGCGUUGUUCGUCCUUGGGUUCGUUGCAGGAGAGCAACAGAUAUAUGGUGAUUCAGAUGGGCCAUUUGGUGUCGCCGCUUAUGGAGUGAAUUGGUCACCACCCUCUCGUGCAUCAGCUACUCUUCCUCAUUCUCCGUCAGACGGCAAGGCCGCCCUGCGGACAAAAUGGUGCAACCCUCCACGACAGCAGCUCAAGGCCAAGAAGGGCAUCCUCUUCCUCCAGCGCAACCUGUUGGACGGUGCACUACUGCCGGCAAACACAGAGCUGGGGCACAUUCACACGCCGCAAAACUUCCCCAGGUCGCCCCCCGCACCGCCGCCGUUUGCCUACAGCAACCUCAAAAACAUACUGGCCUUCUACAACAUCACGCGGGGCUCGGAGCGAGCCCGGCAGGUUGCCGCCACGCUCCGGUUCUGCCGCGAUGAUCAGCAGCAAGAGGAGCCACACGUCUGCGCCGCCACCCAGCGAGCGGCCAUGGAGUUCGCCGCUGCUGCCCUGGGCACGACGCCGCGAGCGGCCAGGACGGUCAUCCACGGGCGCGGGGAGCCUGUCAGGUACGUGGUGGCGCCCAACGGCGUCACCAGCAUCGGCCGUGGCAAGGUGGUGCCGUGCCACCCGCUGCCGUACCCGGCGGACCUGCUGUACUGCCACCGGCCGGGCAACGUGCAGGCGUUUAGCGUGGAGCUCGUCGGGCAGGAGGACCCCUCGUUGGGCGCCACGGCGAUCGCCGUGUGCCACGAGAAGACGGAUGGAUGGGCCCUGGAGUAUUUCGAAAUGCUCAACGGAACCCGUGGUGAGCCGGUAUGCCACUACAUGCCGGAGAAAUACCUGCUGUGGGUACCUGCUGCUGAGCUGAAGCUAUGA